UUUUAAUUCCGAAGAAGAAUUAGAAGAAAAAAUAUGCAAUUAUUAUAAGCAAAUGUUCCAAUAAUAUUUUACUCUUUACGUGCAGUAUAAGAUUUUUUACAUGCUAGAAAACGAACCGGUGUAUUACACAUGUCGAUGAAUCAUCGUUACUUCCCGAACCGCAUCAUGUUCGGUUGCUCAAGAAAUCAUACGACGAAUUUUUCACCGCAAACCUGAAUUACUUGAAAGAAUAAAUUGCAUCUCGUGAAGAGGAGAUCGAUGACCAAGACGCGUUAAACGAGAAUCACGCCCUUAACAAAUCCACGAAAGAGACUUAGUACUCGGUAUAAAUUACACGAAGAGUUUGAUUCUCUGCUUUCUAUUCUGCGACGAAUGAAUAGACUUCGGAAAUCAUGCAUGAACCGGUGAUAUGUUGGAGAGCAAACUGGAAAUUUAUGCCAAUGGACAAAAAUCCGGAAUCGAGCGCUGACGAAGAGGAAUUGAUAAAAAUGGAGACAGAGAGGGUGAUGGUUCCAUCUGAUCCAUCAGAAUGGAAUUCAAACCACAUAGCGUCGUGGAUUUCGUGGUGCAGUCGUGUAUUUACCGUAAAACCACCACCGGAUCCUGCAGAAUUUCCAUCGACCGGAAAGGAAUUGCUGAAACUAUCAUCCGACUUUUGGAGGGGUAUUUCUGGCGGUAAAAUUUUGGCCAGACAUCUAGGAUAUCUUCAGCUUCAAGCAACCGGCGUAGAAACGCCGGACUUGUUGCAAGAGGAAACCAUUGCUGAAAGGUUCAGCCUCCUACAACGUUCUUGCUCGUUGAUUGGAUCAACAGCUGGAGCCAGCGGUUCCGGGGCGGUCGGAGGCGGACAGGUUCAACUCUGGCAAUUCCUGCUGGAGCUACUCUCGGAUUCGUCGAAUUCAUCCUGCAUCGCGUGGGAAGGUUCCAACGGGGAGUUCAAACUUACCGAUCCGGAUGAGGUCGCACGCAGAUGGGGCGAACGAAAGAGCAAACCGAACAUGAACUACGACAAACUGUCGAGGGCGCUCAGGUACUAUUACGACAAAAAUAUAAUGACAAAGGUGCACGGGAAACGCUAUGCGUACAAGUUCGAUUUUCAUGGACUGAUGAUGGCUUGUCAAGCACAAGCGGGUGUCACGUUGGAAACAACCCCAUCCCGAGGUACAGGAGCAAAUUGUCAUCCCCAUCAUACACAUCAUCUGUAUCCAACAGGAGCAUCAAGUUCGCAGCACUCAUCGGUGUCGCAUCCUCCACCGCCGCCUCCACCACCUCCGCCACAUUACUGUUGGCCUUAUAGAUAUUCCCCGCCGACAUAGCAUUGUUUUUCGUUUAUGACAACGUGCCAAAUUCCUUGACACAUGGAACAUCUUUAUAUAGAUACAAUGAGUAAAGUUUCUUUUUCUUUUAGUAAUUCUGUUAAGAGAAGAAGAGAGCUGUAGAAAGCUUUUACUCAUGCAUUUUACUCAUUAAGUGGUGUCCAUUAUUUAAUUAACCGGUGAUGAAGGAUAUAAAUUUUUUUUGAUACAAAAAUUCUUUGAGUUAUUAAGCAAAUGUAAGUGAGAAUUUUUUUUAUGUACAAUGUACACUAUACAACGAAGAGUUUAGCAGAGUAAAGAGAAAUGUUUGUAUACUUAUCUGUAAGAAAAGAGUAAUUGUAAAUAUAAAUAUCUUAUAGGUAGAUGUAUUUAAACAAUAGCGAUGAUGUUUUAGAAGUAAUAUGUAUGCGUAUUUUAUUUAAAGUGGUGUACAGUUUGAACAUAAGGUUUUUUACUUUUAAAUUAUUAAGACAUUCAACACGUACUUUAGAGUAAAUAAAAUUCCUUAUAAAGUAUACUGUAGUUUAAUUAUUUUUAAGGAUGGUGAAGUGGAAUA
Megachile rotundata (alfalfa leafcutting bee) is the source of this 1872-nucleotide messenger RNA. Its product is annotated as DNA-binding protein D-ETS-6. Gene Ontology annotation, biological process: regulation of transcription by RNA polymerase II; cell differentiation. The record is from RefSeq and is a predicted model, not a curated record. Gene Ontology annotation, molecular function: DNA-binding transcription factor activity, RNA polymerase II-specific; sequence-specific DNA binding. NCBI's taxonomy places the organism in Eukaryota, Metazoa, Arthropoda, Insecta, Hymenoptera, Megachilidae. Gene Ontology annotation, cellular component: nucleus.